AUGGGCAGGACGUCGCCCGUGUUUUGGCUCCCUCUGAGUCGGCACCUUGACUAUUCAAGAUGCCUAGCACAGAAGCCACGCAGACGGGCCGGCGGAGCUUUGAAGGGCAUACUUGCUAUGUCUCGCUUUCUACAACGUGCCUUGGAACAGCAGACCAAGGACAGCAAACCGCUUGCAUCUACACCAGCAACGCAAGCUGCUGAGAGUUCCCUGCCGCCACCCUUCCACUCCUAUGACCCUGGCCCCCAAAACACCAAGGACGUAGCCUUCGAGUUCGACAUCGACAAGUGGGACGCCGAGGAGUACAUCAGACAGUUCAUCGCCGACCUCGCGGACGAGCACCCAGCCUACUACAGCACCGUCAGCGUGCGCGCCAGCUGCCACCUGUCGCUGAGCCGGCUCCACGCGCUCGGCUCGCUCCCGCAGCGCGACGGCUGCCGCGCCUGCGGCGAGCUGUUCCGGGCGCCCGUGAUCCACGCGCAGGUCGGCGCCGCCCUGUGGGAGAAGCUCGCAGCCGAAGUCCGCCGCGGCAGCGACAGCGCACUGUUCCGGCCCCAUGCUCAUGUACCCCAGGCGGCAUCACAGUCAAGCUAG
This is a messenger RNA of Thermothielavioides terrestris NRRL 8126, 594 nucleotides long. RefSeq lists its product as uncharacterized. The coding region runs from base 1 to 594 and encodes 197 amino acids. The record is from RefSeq and is a predicted model, not a curated record. NCBI's taxonomy places the organism in Eukaryota, Fungi, Ascomycota, Sordariomycetes, Sordariales, Chaetomiaceae. The transcript has 3 exons.